Ceratina calcarata is the source of this 1619-nucleotide messenger RNA. RefSeq names its product FK506-binding protein 39kD (gene Fkbp39). The record is from RefSeq and is a predicted model, not a curated record. The transcript has 4 exons. Bases 486 to 1508 code for a protein of 340 amino acids. Gene Ontology annotation, cellular component: nucleolus; chromatin. NCBI's taxonomy places the organism in Eukaryota, Metazoa, Arthropoda, Insecta, Hymenoptera, Apidae. Gene Ontology annotation, molecular function: peptidyl-prolyl cis-trans isomerase activity.
GCUGUACAUAUAUAUAUAUCAGGUCAACGGCAAUACCACGGCCGUCUUUAGUAGAAGGCCGGAACAUAGCAAAGCAUCUCUUUAAAGCUAAGAAAUAGUACCUUUCUAUAGAAUGGAACCAUGUGCGAUGAACGGCAAGGAAACGGGCGGAAGAAAUUCCGCAAAUUCUGCAUUCUGGAACCUGAGUUUCACUUUUUCUCACCGGACGCGCUGUGAUCGAAAUUUCGCAAAUCUUACAUCACUGCCUUCAGGUCCAUUGAAACAGCACAGCAGCGCUGUUUGAAGAAUUCUAGAUUCUACCAGAUUCUACACGUUCGUUUUACGAUUACUACGAGUUGGCGCGAGGUUGCAAGUGGUACCUGAUAGUUGUAAUACACUGUAUAAAGCUUCGUGCACAUAAUAUAUAUAUAUAUAUGUACAUCAUUAUUUUAUACAAUUUAAUUGUUAAUAUACUGGUUUGAAAGUUAAAUAAAUACACACAUAAAAUGUUUUGGGGUUUAAUACUUGAACCAAAUAAGCGCUACUCGCAAACUGUCGAGAAAGCAUUCCACGUGUCAAUGGCCAGUUUAAAUCUUACAACAGCCGAUGAUAGUGUCGUUCAAGUAAUAUUGUAUUAUGAAGAUACCCGUUAUUUAUUAUGUAAUUUAAAAAAAAGUUCAACGUGGCAAGUACCACUUGACUUAAAUUUUCAAGAAGGAACUACAAUUGCCUUUGUAUGUCAUGGCCAUGGUCAAGUACAUCUAACUGGUUACUUGAUACAUAGUGAGGAUUCUGAUGAAUUAGAAGAAGAAGAAGAGGAUGAGGAGGAGGAGGAAGAGGAAGAAGCACCUAAAUUAGUUGAGAAACAGUCAAAGAGAAAACCUAAAGAUACCUUAAAAAAUGAAAAUAAAGCUAAGCGCUUGAAACAAGAAAUUGAAGUAGAAUCUUCAGAUGAAGAUAUAGAACUGGAUGGUAUCAAUGAAGAAAAUGAUUCUGAUGAAUCAGAGGAAGAGGAUGAAGAAUCAUUGAACGAGGAAGAGGAUGAAGACAAUGAAGAAGAUGAAGAAGUAAAGUUUGAACAAAAACAACAAAAGAAGAAAGAAGAUAAAAAAUUAGUUAACGGUAAAGAAGUAAAACAAAAGAAAAACAAAGGAGAUGUCCAAGUACAACAGAAUGCCCAAAGUGAACAGAGAAAGAAAGUAGUCGAAGGCGGAGUGCAAAUAGAAGAAUUAAAAAUAGGUAGUGGGCCUCUUGCAAAGAGCGGAAAAUUUAUUUCAGUCUAUUAUGUGGGACGAUUGAAAAAUGGUAAAAAAUUUGAUGCAACUACACAAGGAGAAGGUUUCAAAUUUCGGCUUGGAAAAGGCGAAGUAAUCAAGGGAUGGGAUGUUGGUAUCAUUGGAAUGAAGGUUGGAGGCAAGCGACGUAUUACAAUACCUUCUGCCAUGGCAUAUGGAGCGAAAGGUUCGCCACCAGUUAUUCCCGGCAACAGUACAUUAAUUUUUGAAGUGGAACUCAGGAACAUACAUUAAUUUUUGAAGUGGAACUCAAGAAUGUACAUUAAAUAUUUUAUUGACUUUUUAAAUAUUUGUUAAGUGAUAAUGUAUCGAAAACUAAUAAACAUGAUAUCCUUCUUUAUUACA